GUGGAGUGGUGUGGAGUGGUGUGGAGUGGUGUGGAGUGGAGUGGUGUGGAGUGGUGUGGAGUGGAGUGGUGUGGAGUGGUGUGGAGUGGUGUGGUGUGGAGUGGAGUGGUGUGGAGUGGAGUGGUGUGGAGUGGUGUGGAGUGGAGUGGAGUGGUGUGGAGUGGAGUGGUGUGGAGUGGAGUGGAGUGGUGUGGAGUGGUGUGGAGUGGUGUGGAGUGGAGUGGUGUGGAGUGGUGUGGAGUGGAGUGGUGUGGAGUGGUGUGGAGUGGAGUGGAGUGGUGUGGAGUGGAGUGGUGUGGAGUGGUGUGGAGUGGAGUGGUGUGGAGUGGAGUGGUGUGGAGUGGUGUGGUGUGGAGUGGAGUGGUGUGGAGUGGAGUGGUGUGGAGUGGAGUGGAGUGGUGUGGAGUGGUGUGGAGUGGAGUGGUGUGGAGUGGUGUGGAGUGGAGUGGUGUGGAGUGGUGUGGAGUGGAGUGGUGUGGAGUGGUGUGGAGUGGAGUGGUGUGGAGUGGUGUGGAGUGGAGUGGAGUGGUGUGGAGUGGAGUGGUGUGGUGUGGUGUGGAGUGGUGUGGAGUGGAGUGGUGUGGAGUGGAGUGGAGUGGUGUGGAGUGGAGUGGAGUGGUGUGGAGUGGAGUG
Molecule: messenger RNA, 633 nt
Organism: Ictalurus furcatus (blue catfish)
Lineage: Eukaryota; Metazoa; Chordata; Actinopteri; Siluriformes; Ictaluridae
Product: armadillo repeat-containing X-linked protein 4-like
Exons: 1
Source: RefSeq, a predicted model, not a curated record